Messenger RNA from Penicillium angulare, 234 nucleotides. RefSeq lists its product as uncharacterized. The record is from RefSeq and is a predicted model, not a curated record. Lineage: Eukaryota; Fungi; Ascomycota; Eurotiomycetes; Eurotiales; Aspergillaceae. The coding region runs from base 1 to 234 and encodes 77 amino acids. The transcript is spliced from 2 exons.
AUGGCGACGGUUUCGCAGAAUGUCGUGAUUAUGGCAUUCAAUGACACUCUCGAUAUUGAAAAGGCAUAUGCAUGGAACCUACAGCAGAUUUUUCGUUUCAUUGAGCAUGUUGCUUCGUACAGCUACUUGUACGAUGUCCCACCUGAGGAGAGCCUCUCAUUGGAAAGCAUGAGGAUAGAGCUUGAGGAACUGUGGUACGUACUCAGCAGCUUUGAUCAACUAUUAAAUACAUGA